Messenger RNA from Metarhizium brunneum ARSEF 3297, 1389 nucleotides. The record is from RefSeq and is a predicted model, not a curated record. Lineage: Eukaryota; Fungi; Ascomycota; Sordariomycetes; Hypocreales; Clavicipitaceae.
AUGGCCACCGAAAAGCCCAACGACCACGCCGGGCAUAUAGAGACAACCAUGUCCGGGUAUGACAGCCAGGGCGCGGAUAGAGACCAAGGCCUCAGUUCUGCGACGUCUGAAAAGGCCGCGGAGCGUGGCGAGGUUGCAACAAAUGAAUAUGGAGAAUCAAUGAUUCUGUUCGACCCGGUUGCUGAAAGGAAGCUUCGGCUAAAGAUUGAUUUAUAUAUUAUUCCGACCGUGGCCGUCCUGUACCUCUUUUGCUUCAUUGAUCGAACAAACAUGGCUUCAGUUGCCACGGCAUACGUCCACAACUUCGCCCAAAUGGCAGGCGUGCGGUUCCUCCUGGGUGUCUUUGAAGCCGGCAUGCUGCCAGGCUGCGCAUACUAUCUGUCAAGGUGGUAUCGCAGGUCAGAGCUUGCAUUCCGCUUGGCGCUUUAUAUCAUCAUGGCCCCCCUUGCCGGCGCGUUUGGCGGGCUUCUUGCCUCGGCGAUCCUGAAUCUGGACAGCUUUGCCAACUUGCACAGGUGGCGCAUGAUAUUUGCUAUUGAGGGCAUCAUCACCAUUGGUCUGGGCCUCGUUGCGCUCUUCACCCUCACGGACCGACCGGAGACGGCACGCUGGCUUACACCGGAAGAGAAAGAAAUGGCUACGGCUCGUGUCAAGUCGGAGCGGGUUGGCCAGACGGCCGUGUUGGAUAAAAUUGCCACGAAGAAGCUCGUUCGCGGAAUCCUCAGCCCCGUCACCCUGAGCACAUCAUUCAUCUUUCUUCUCAACAACAUCACCGUACAAAGCUUCGCCUUCUUUCUCCCGACUAUCGUCAGGACGAUUUACGGAUCAAAGAGUACCAUUCAGCAGCAGUUACUAACCGCGCCGCCGUACCUCGUAGGGGCCGUGUUCAUGAUUCCCUUCCCCCUGUUAAGCUGGCGAAUGGACCGGAGACAAAUCUUCAUCACGCUAUCGGCCCCAUUGGUCAUGGUCGGGUAUUGCAUGUUCCUCGGAUCCACGGCGUCGUCUGUCCGGUACGCAGCAACGUUUAUCAUCGCCAUGUCAACCUUUACCAAUGGAGCCAUGUGCAGUGCCCAGGUGUCUGCGAAUGUUGUCAGCGACACGGCCCGAAGCUCAGCCAUCGGAGCUAACGUGAUGUUUGGAAAUAUUGGAGGGCUGCUUAGCAGCUGGGCCUUCCUACCGUGGGACGCCCCGAAUUAUCACAUCGGCAACGGGCUGAAUCUGGCUGCCGCGGGCACGAUUUUUAUUGUCGCGUUGCUGACACACUUGUGGAUGAAGUCCGAUAACAAGAAACGCGCGACGCGCGAUGCUGAUGAGGAACUCAGAGGUCUGUCACAAGAGGAAAUCGAGGAUUUGGACUGGAAACAUCCAGCCUUCCGGUGGAAGCCUUGA